AAGAGCCGUAUCAGCAGUAAGGGAAGGACAGGCUGAGCACUCUUUAGGCAUCUGUCUCUCUAUCUUUGUUCCUCCUCUAUGGCACUCUAUGAUUCUCUGCUAUGUUUUAAAAGGUACCCACUGAUAUGAAGCCCUUGUAAGGACCCUGGGAUUAGGUUUUGGGCUCAGGAUGCAGGUGUCUAUCGCAUGCACCGAACACAACCUGAAGAGUCGCAGCAGUGAUGACCGGCUCUGCAGCAAUCGACCCACAAGCUGUGGCAGCACCGUAACCAAUGGGGGGCACGCCAAGUGCCGGACAACAGCAGUGCUGACCCACAACUUAAGUCAGAACAGUCCACAGCUACCCAUUUACUUGAAGGAAUCAACAUCCAGAGGCACAGGAAUGAAGUACAGGAAUCUGGGAAAGUCUGGUCUCCGAGUAUCUUGUCUGGGUCUAGGAACUUGGGUCACCUUUGGGUCUCAGAUCUCAGAUGAGAUGGCAGAGAACAUAAUGGCUGUUGCAUUUGAACAUGGGGUCAACCUAUUUGACACUGCAGAGGUCUAUGCAUCAGGAAAAGCAGAAGUAACAUUGGGAAACAUCAUCAAAAAAAGGGGGUGGAGACGUUCCAGCUUUGUAAUCACAACAAAGAUUUACUGGGGUGGACAAGCUGAAACUGAGAGAGGCCUCUCCAGAAAGCACAUUAUAGAAGGGUUGAAAGGUUCACUCGAGCGGCUCCAGUUGGAUUAUGUGGACAUCAUCUUUGCAAACAGAACAGAUGCCAACAGUCCCAUGGAAGAGAUUGUCCGAGCAAUGACGUAUGUUAUAAAUCAGGGAAUGGCAAUGUAUUGGGGAACAUCUCGCUGGAGCUCCAUGGAGAUCAUGGAGGCAUAUUCUGUGGCUCGACAAUUUAACUUGAUCCCACCUGUAUGUGAACAGGCUGAGUACCAUCUGUUCCAGAGGGAUAAAGUAGAGGCACAGCUUCCAGAACUUUACCAUAAGAUUGGAAUUGGAGCAAUGACAUGGUCCCCCCUUGCUUGUGGGCUCAUUACUGGAAAAUAUGAAGAUAGCAUUCCUGAAAACUCAAGAGCAGCACUUAAGGGUUAUCAGUGGUUGAAGGAGAAAGUCACAAGUGAAGAAGGUCGUCGACAACAGACAAAGUUGAAGGAAGUGCAUGCCAUUGCUGAGAGGCUGAACUGUAGUACUGCACAGCUAGCAGUCGCAUGGUGCUUACGUAGUGAAGGUGUGAGCUCUGUCUUACUUGGUGUUUCUAAUGUUGAGCAGCUCCUUGAAAAUCUAGGAUCAAUUCAGGUGCUGCCACAGUUGACACCACAGACAAUCAGUGAAAUUGAUGGCAUCUUAGGUAAUAAGCCACACACAAAGAAGGAGUCUCGUUCAUGAAAUGGCACCUAGCUCAUGAUGAAACUGGAUUUCAUUGGCAGGUGGAAAUCUUUCUGCUGAAACUAUCUUGGGAAUUCUGAACUUCAUUAUAUUUUCUUGCAAAACAUUUUGAAAGAAGAUUUUCAUGUAACCAUGGAGACUGGAAGUUUAUUCAAGGUUAUUCUGUUAUAGAAAAUGUAUAGCAGCAUACAGAAGUCUUGUAUCUCUAUUUCCAAACAGUGGUGCAUCUUAAAAUUCCAAAGACAUUCCCUCUAAAGCCAUUCCACCAGUAAUCUGUCUUGGAGGUAGUUUCACUGGUGUCAGAGAGCCAACACUGUGUCACACGUUGGCUGAUGGUGCAUUUUCAGUGACUAGAUUUCUUCCACAUAAAUGUGCAUCCUAGGCAGUACAAGCAGUAAACCAGAACUCAGGCAAUGUUUCUUUGGUCACCAGUCUCUCCAAUGUAAUACUGUAUAAUCUUUUUUGCUUGGCUGCUGACAGGCAGCCUUUCUGAGUUUUUCCUGACUUUUCCUACUGAAAUUAUGUGUGUGCAUGCACUGAAAAAUCAGGAGAGUCUUCAAAGCUAACAAUGGCCCAGAAAGCUGCAAGGCACAAUCUAGUCUUUUAGUUCAGCAUUCUAGAACCAGAUAUGUUUGGCAUGGUUCUUUGGCUUUUAGUCUUGCUUUCUCCUGCCUUCUGCCUUUGGCAUUAGCUGAUUCCACAAUCACAGUCAGACAGCUGUAACACUGGUACUGUGGAUGUAGAUUUCAAGGUGGAUUUUUAUAGACACACAGGAGAAAGGGUGUUCAUUUGAUUUGGAUGUUUGCAAUAAUGUCACAAGCCUUUGUUUGUCAGUGAGAAUGCUGUGCUAAACACCCAGGUGUAUGUUACUUCACUGUAAGGCAGGAUGGCCUCUUUUACCAUUAAUCAUACAGUCUAGGCUUUAUAAAGGUUGCAUAAGAGUUUGUACCAUUACUGGAGAUUGUUCUUUUCUUUCUGGAAAUAAAUGCACAACAUAACUAAAUAAA
Messenger RNA from Protopterus annectens (West African lungfish), 2385 nucleotides. RefSeq names its product potassium voltage-gated channel subfamily A regulatory beta subunit 3 (gene KCNAB3). Gene Ontology annotation, cellular component: voltage-gated potassium channel complex; cytoplasm; membrane. The record is from RefSeq and is a predicted model, not a curated record. Lineage: Eukaryota; Metazoa; Chordata; Ceratodontiformes; Protopteridae. Gene Ontology annotation, biological process: transmembrane transport; regulation of potassium ion transmembrane transport; potassium ion transport. Gene Ontology annotation, molecular function: potassium channel regulator activity; voltage-gated potassium channel activity; transmembrane transporter binding. The transcript is spliced from 14 exons. Bases 170 to 1378 code for a protein of 402 amino acids.